Messenger RNA from Phycomyces blakesleeanus NRRL 1555(-), 254 nucleotides. RefSeq lists its product as hypothetical. The transcript has a single exon. The record is from RefSeq and is a predicted model, not a curated record. Lineage: Eukaryota; Fungi; Mucoromycota; Mucoromycetes; Mucorales; Phycomycetaceae. The annotation marks the transcript as partial.
AUGACUAACACAAGACGUGAACGCGCAAUUGCCCUUCGUCCUGUUGAGAUUACCAAUCAGCAGCUUAUGGAAAUACUUUCUACUGUGAGAGCUGAUAUGUCUACCGUAAAAGGACAGAUCGGCAAUGUUGAGCAAACUCUGACCAACAUGAAUGGCAGAAUUGGCGUUCUUGCCACCACCAGCACCAACACCAUCAGUGCCAUAGAUAGUUUGGCCAGAACUCCCCUUGCUGCUCCUGGAGAGCCGAACUCACU